CCGACGUAUCGCAAAACCCUAGUGAUUGGGUGCGCAUGGCGAAAGCUAUGACGUUUUCCUUGUCAUUGGUGGCAUGUGCGCUGCGCGCAGUGAAUGCGGACAGCCAAGACCGCUGUCAUCCUCCAAAGGUAGACUCCAAAUGUCAUGCCAAGGUGAUGUACGCGAUGCUUGAUGGCUUUGCCCAACACCCCGAACAAUAUGUCGGGCUCACGACGAAGUCCAACUAUCGUGACUUCCAGGCACCUCGGCACCUCGGCCAUUUCAGCAUUACCACAUCAAAGCCCAAGGGCCCGCGGGUUGGCCGCUGGGCAAAUGGGACAAAGCAAGUCCCGUCCUUUCUCGCCUUUCCGGCUGCCCAGCUGCUUCAGAUUAAGAAUAGGCCAUAAGGAAGUUGCUGAACACAAGGAGGAGAGCGAUUGUUGGGUCAUCAUUGGAGACUUAGUGCUGGACCUUUCCAAGUAUGUUGCGAAACAUCCUGGUGGAAAGCAAUCAAUCCUCAACCUGGCAGGUGGAGAUGCCACGGAGAUCUUUGAUCUUGUGCAUCACAGAAGUAUUCUAAAGAAACAUGGCCUUCAAGAAGGAACAAUUACUCUGAAGGGUGUUGUCUCGGGAUGAAAUUUUCAGCAGAUUGGUGUCCUAUGUUCCUACGCCGUCCUACGCAUCUGGCCUUGUAUAGUGCUUGCUGUUCUGCCUGAGAUUCUAGCUGGGACUCCAUCAGAUGAGACUUGCUCAUGCACAAAGCUGAGCAGGCUCCUCCUCCCAAAAUGGAGCUGCGCCCAGACUUUAGAGUCUCUUUUUUUUGAAUGAGGAGCAGGACGCAGGAAAUAAUGUAUUUUUGGGACUGCACAAAGGACUGAAGCGCCAACUUGCUUUCAUUCCAGUGCCGGUCUACUUUCCGAGAGUGGAACCAAUGCUAUCAAAC
Messenger RNA from Cladocopium goreaui, 922 nucleotides. Lineage: Eukaryota; Dinophyceae; Suessiales; Symbiodiniaceae. The record is from the annotation of a GenBank genome assembly.